AUGGCAAAGAAGUUAUUGUAUGACUGCUUGAAAGGAAAUGAAAAAUAUAUAGCAAGGAGGAAGGACAAGCUGGAGCGGGACAUUGAAGAUAUUAUUCGUUGCAUCAAAAAUACAAAAACAGACGACCUGCCUAUAUUUGUGGCUAAGGAAUUACACAAAUUACCUCCGGUCAACUUUGAAAAUAUAGAUGUCACACGGCUGUUGAAGGACAUUGUCAACUUGCAGGGUCAGAUACGAGAAAUAAAGGAUAUUUCAACGUUAUCUGUGAAUGCGGAGAGCGAAGUGGUUAACCCGCCCGCGACCGUUGACCCGAUGCGUGCGCCUACUCAGACACCUGAGCCGUGCCAACCUGUCUCGCUCCCGCAUAGCAGCGAGCCGACGUGCGCGCCGCAGGAGCGAAUGACGAGAGCAGAACCGGUUAUCGAUGCAGGCGGAGAGGCGAAUAAGCAAACUAUGGAGUUGGAUGAGUCAACUAUAGAUAAGAAUAAUUUGCAACAUAAACCAAUUGUUACUAAACAAACGAACUUAAAACAGUCUUAUGCCGAGUGUAUACCGGAAAAAGGUGAAUGGAAGGAUAAGGAGAUGGAUGAGGAAUGGAAACUUGUUCAGUCUGCAAAAAGGUCUAUGGAUGGUUUACGAGCCUUGUGUAAAAGUGCGGAUAUCGUGGCGUUGCAGGAGACAUGGCUUCUUCCUUUUGACCUGCCUUUCCUUAGUACGAUUGAUAAGGACUUCGGCUGGACGGUGGGCUGCGUCUACAUGCCUACGGACUCAUAUGAUAAUAAGCCAUUGUACACAGAGUGUUUAGGUGCGCUUUCUUCGACUAUUGCGGACAAUAAUGACGUGCAAGCGGUGUUUAUACUGGGGGACUUCAAUGCUCACGUUAACGAGCCGUUUUAUAGCGAGAUGAUGGAUUUCUGCUCUGAGCAACAAUGGAUAUGUGCGGACAUCGAUAAAUUGGGCUGUUUUGCGGUUUCAGCCACUCCUGCUGCUUCGGCCUCGGCCUCUCCUCCUGCCUGUGUGUUCUGCAGCGGUGAGCACCGGAUUUACGAUUGCUCGUCAUUCCUGUCCCUGUCCAUCGAAGACCGGAUCUCCGGAGCGUCAAGGUUACGCCUUUGUCUCAACUGUUUGCGGAAGGGGCACACUUCUCAUCGCUGCAGAGUAGCUCCGUGUCACACUUGUAAGAAGCGCCAUAAUAUUUUAUUGCAUAGGGAGACUCCUCAGGUUGCCACUGCGCCCGUAGAUGCGCCUCCGCCGCGCUCGGAGCCCGGGCUCGGGCUGUCGUCAAAUAUGACCGUAUCGCGCUCAAAUCAGGUACUUUUACCUACCGCGUACGUAGACAUAUAUAGCCCGGCUACUAAUGAUUAUGUAACGGCGCGCGCUUUUUUAGAUUGCGGAAGCAUGACUUCUAUUGUUACAACCGAUUUUAAACAGAAAUUGCAACUCGCACCGCUGCCCAGUAAUACAAAUCUUUUCGGAUUAUCUGACGUGCCUAUAUCUAGUAAUCCGGAACGCUGUUUUGUGCAAAUUCGGUCUAAACAUGAUAAAAAUAUUAAAUUCGAUAUCUCAUGUUUAGCGCUGCCCGUAAUUAACAGCAAUUUGCCACUAAAGCCUAUUGAUGUGUCGAACGUCACGUGGCCACGUAAUAAAAAACUCGCCGAUCCUCAUUUUAAUCAGCCCGGACCUGUAGAUAUCUUAAUUGGGGCUGACGUCUUUUGGAAUUUGGUUGGAGGCGAGCAAAUUGAUUUAGGGCACGAUACGCUUGUUUUGCGCAAAUCAAAACUAGGAUGGUUAGUUGUCAGUAAGUACAAUGCAUACUCAGCGUUCGAUAAAAACUCGUUCAAUUCUUUUUUACAAUGCAAUCACCUAUACACAACCAGUGAUAAUAAUCUUGACGACUCGCUUACUAAAUUCUGGCAGCUGGAGCAAGUGCCCCAACCUAAUCAACCGUUUACCGAUUUAGAGGCGGAAUGUGAGCAACAUUUUGUCACUCACACUUAUCGUGACGAUAACGGUAGGUUUCACGUACGCUUGCCAUUGGUUACGGAGCCCGAUUGUUUAGGGAACUCGUAUCGCUUAGCUAAAAAACGGUUCUUUGCAUUAGAGAAACGAUUUAAACGUAACCCUGAUUUAAAAGCGGCUUACGAGCAAUUUAUAAAUGAAUAUGCCGAAUUAGGCCAUCUCUCUGUGUCCGAUUCUGACAUUCCGGACCCUUCUUUUUUUGUGCCACAUCAUUGUGUGCAAAAGCCCUCCAGCGAAUCUACGAAAUUAAGAGUCGUUUUCCAUGGUAGUGCCCCCACCACGUCUGGUUAUUCUAUAAACGACCUGCAGAUGGUCGGGCCGACGAUUCAGGAUUCAUUAUUUAAUAUUCUAUUGAGGUUUCGCACUUACAAAUACGUUUUGACUGGGGAUGUCGCUAAGAUGUAUCGGCAGGUCUUGGUUCAGGAGUGUGACCGCGAUUUACAAUUAAUUCUUUGGCGCUCCAAAGAGAACGAACCUUUAAAAACUUUAAAACUUAACACGGUCACUUACGGAUUUUCAAGUGCUAGUUUUUUGAGCACACGCUGUUUAUGGCAGUUGGGCGAAGAAUGUGCAGAUGAAAAAAUUAAGACCAUCAUCCAAAAUGAUUUUUUAGUGGAUGAUUUGCUAACAGGAUCGGACACAGAGGAGGAACUACGUUCUAUUAAAGAGUCGAUUGAGCGUGCGCUGGCAGCUGGUUGUUUCCCUCUGCGCAAAUAUCGCUCAAAUUUAUCGUCAAUUUUGCACGACUCAGAAAACCCCAAUGAAAAUAAAGGUAGCUUGAUCAUUAGCUCAUCGUCGCAUACGUUAGGAGUGGGCUGGGACUCUGAGACAGAUAUCAUUCAUUUCCCUACUCAAUAUUCGGCCAAGGACGGCCAUCCUACGAAACGAUCAAUUUUAUCGGACUCGUGUAAAAUAUUUGAUCCAUUAGGCCUCCUUUGUUUGCUGACGAUUAUACCUAAAGUUUUAAUUAAAAAAUUAUGGAUUGAAAAAAUCGACUGGGAUGUUCCCGUGCCGAGCUACAUAAACGAGUCUUGGCAGGAUUUUGUAAACGGACUAGCGUCUUUAACUUCGAUCCAAAUACCUCGUUAUGUUCUAUGCGACUCGCCGACGCAUAUCGAGAUGCAUGUAUUUUGUGAUGCGAGCUCAGUGGCAUACGCGGCCUGUAUUUAUUUAAAGUCAACAAAUGAGAAGGGCGUUGUUAUGGUCAGGCUGCUGUGCGCCAAGGCCAAGGUCACGCCGGUCCAGGCUACGACUAUUCCUCGUUUGGAAUUAUGUGCUUGCCUUCUAGGCGCGCAGCUCGCGUCAGCUGUCUCUAAGACGUUGCGCUGCCAGAUUGCGCAAAAAUUUUAUUGGACUGACUCGUCAAUUGUGAUCGCAUGGCUUAAAACAAAUCAAACUAAAUUAAAAACAUUUGUUGCCAAUCGCGUGGCUCAUAUUUUAGAACUCACCGAUGGUAGUGAGUUUCGUCACGUUCCUACCGCUGUAAAUCCGGCUGACUAUCCAUCUAGAGGGGUCGAAGCGCGUCGCUUACCUGAUUUGCAAAUGUGGUGGACCGGGCCGUCCUUUUUGUACGAGCCACAGAAUAACUGGCCUCAGUUUUCCUCAAACUCGGAAUUCGAUUUACCCGAGCUAAAGGUUAACGUCGCGAUCACUAAAGAUUCACAAAAAAAUGAUGUCGUUGAUUUCGAUCGAUAUUCGAAACUUAAAACUUUGCAACGUGCGGUAGCUUAUAUGCUUAGGUUUGCGCAUAACUGCCGUCUCUCAACUAAUAAAACUACGGGUGUGCUACAACCUGAGGAGCUCGAGGCUUCUUUUAAAAAAUUGGUCGCUUUGUCGCAACAGGCUAGUUUCCCCCUUGAAUUGAAAUUGUUGCGUGACAAGCAAUCUCUAGGCCCUAAAUGCCCUAUUCUAUCGCUUAACCCAUUUUACGAUGAAGACGACAAACUUCUCAGAGUUGGUGGACGUCUGUCCUCUUCGUUUUAUCAAUUUGAUAAACGCCACCCAAUGCUUUUACAUGCCAAACAUAGAUUUACUAGAUUGCUGUUUCAACAGGAACACAUCCGUCUUCUGCACGCUCCUCCUCAGCUGCUUUUAGCCGCCAUUCGCGAGUCGGUAUGGGCCGUAUCGGGGCGCACACUUGCGCGCACCGUCUCGCAACAAUGCGUCACCUGUCGCCGCGUAGCUGGCAAUACUUCUGCUCCAUUGAUGGGCGCUCUACCCUCUCAGCGCGUAACGCCUGAUUUUCCGUUCAUUAGUGUCGGCGUAGACUUCGCUGGGCCUUUUAUGAUUACGGACAGGCAUGGCAGAGGUUGCAAAAUAACGAAGUGCUAUUUAGCGAUAUUUGUUUGUCUUCGAUACAAAUGUUUGCAUUUAGAGGCAGUAAGCACGCUAUCGACAGAUUCGUUUAUUCUUUCGCUGCGACGUUUUAUCUCUCGCAGAGGGCGACCUCGCGAGAUCUUCUGCGAUAAUGGACGUAAUUUUGUAGGAGCGGCCAAGGAAAUUAGCGAUUAUCUUAGUUCAAAUUCAGACACGGUUUGCAAUUUUGCAGCAAAUGAGGGAAUACAAUUUAAAUUCCAACCGGCAUAUGCUCCUCACUUUGGUGGUUUGUGGGAAGCAGGAGUCAAAUCUGCCAAAUUUCACCUCAAUCGCAUUCUAGGUAACGCUCAUUUAACCUACGAAGAAUUGGCAACUUUAUUUAGUCCUUUAUGUCCUUUAUCGUCCUCACCAAACGAUUUCCAACCCUUAACCCCAGGUCACUUCAUCAUCGGCCGCGCGCUCACCUCGUUGCCGUCGCCCCACCUCGCGGAUAUAAACCCAAGCCGUUUAGACAGGUUUCAGAGGCUCGAGGCACUAAGACAGCACUUCUGGCGACGCUGGCAAAUGGAAUACGUCUGCAAGCUCCAGCAACGGACGAAAUGGCGUGUUCCAGGACGAGCUCUUCAACUGGGUGACCUGGUCCUAAUCAAGGAAGAGAAUACUCCUCCACUGCACUGGCGGCUUGGACGAAUCUCCAAAUUGUUUCCUGGCGCCGACGGGAUUUCGCGAGUAGCCGAAGUUGCCACUGUAACAGGCACCUAUAAGCGAGGUGUGAAAUACCUCUGCCCUCUGCUGGACGAGACCCAUGAAGCCUUGAAGGCUAACGCCUCCAAGGGCCCCCAGGAUGUUGCGGCUCCUACCAACGAAGGGGAAGCGGGGACUGCAUACCAAUAAACCAGUUGGCCCAUCUGCCGCGCCCCUCGCCGCCUCUAGACGCCUAGCGAGCUCACUUGGCUCUGAGAUACGCGCUCAUGUGCGCGUCACACGCAUUUCAAAACAUAUUUUUCUAUUUAAGCAUAAGUAUCUUUGUGGACCUCGAAUUAGAAGUUUUUAAAAGUAUCUAAGAUUUUUAUUUUAAUACUCAAGACUCCAAGCU
Molecule: messenger RNA, 5431 nt
Organism: Cydia pomonella (codling moth)
Lineage: Eukaryota; Metazoa; Arthropoda; Insecta; Lepidoptera; Tortricidae
Exons: 5
Coding region: 1-5229 (1742 amino acids)
Biological process (GO): DNA integration
Molecular function (GO): nucleic acid binding; catalytic activity
Source: RefSeq, a predicted model, not a curated record